AUGCUGAUGGAGCACCGCCACAUACAAGGACGACCGAGCUGGGCCUCACUGUACUCGACCACAGGCGCGCCUUCUACCACGGCCGCCGCCAACACCUCGCUACUGUACGAUGUGCUGCGUCCGGCUGCCUAUUCGAAUGAGAACUCGCAGUACCAACCUCAGCAGCAGCCACCACAGUACCAGCUGGACCAGGAUAAUCAAUAUCGAUACCCCUCGCGCCAAACAUUCUUGCCUCCCCCACCACGCGACGACCCGCUCGCCCCAAGCGUCAGUCGGCUGCGGUAUCUCCCACCCGGUUUGCCGCGCCCGAUGAUCGGCGGGUCCCUGUCACCCCACUAUAGGACGAUAGACAAGACAUCACCAGUGUCGGCGGUUGUCACGCCCAGCUUCGUGAUUGCCAAGCCUGGGGGCCCGACGACACCAAAACGUGCCACGGACGAGGAGCGAAGAGCGAAGCAUCGGGAAGCCCAGCGGCGGUUUGUGAAGCGGAAGAAGAUCGAGAUGCUGCAGCUGAAGCAGUUGGCAGUGGAGCUUGAGAAGCGACAUGGUCUACUACAAGUAGUUAGCGAGCGAGAGACCCUGGUCCGUGAAAACCAAGUCUUGGUGCAGCAACUAGCAGAAGCACAGAAGGAGAAGAGCCGUGAGUCCCCGACCAGCGCGAACCAGCUCGUCUACGAGGAGGUGAAGGUAAAGGAGGAAACGCCGGGAAAAGAUAUCCAGGAUAUAGGUGACUCUUGUCAAGAGAUCAAGUGGGAGACACGGAAAUUCGAGUGGUGAACUACUGUACCUCGCCGAAUCAGAACUACCGUUCUUCUAAUAAAGUUACAUGUAUCCGACA
Messenger RNA from Phytophthora infestans T30-4, 838 nucleotides. RefSeq lists its product as uncharacterized. The record is from RefSeq and is a predicted model, not a curated record. Lineage: Eukaryota; Oomycota; Peronosporomycetes; Peronosporales; Peronosporaceae. The transcript has 3 exons. Bases 1 to 777 code for a protein of 258 amino acids.